GCCGCGCGCGCUCAGCGCUCCGGAGGGAAAUGCCACCCCCUUCCUAGUGCAUUAGGGACUUUGAAAAUAGAGAUGGUGAGACUACCCCCGCCCCCGCCAACUCCACACCUACACCCAGGGGCGCUGGCGGGGACGUCCUUGGAGGGACCCGAAGAGGCAGGGAGGUAGUGGGCCGAGGGGGAGAAGGAGAGCGGCGAGGAAAGUGGAAAGAAAAUGUAGCAGGAACCCUGGUUGCUGUCCUUCAACAUAUUCAUUAUGAAGUUAUUAGUAAUACUUUUGUUUUCUGGACUUAUAACUGGUUAUAGAGGUAACUCUUCCUAUAGUUUGCCACCCAAGUUACUCCUGGUGUCCUUUGAUGGCUUCAGAGCUGAUUAUCUGCAGAAUUAUGAAUUUCCUCAUCUCCAGAAUUUUAUCAAAGAAGGUGUCUUGGUAGAGCAUGUUAAAAAUGUUUUUAUCACAAAAACAUUUCCAAACCACUACAGUAUUGUGACAGGCUUAUAUGAAGAAAGCCAUGGAAUUGUGGCUAAUUCCAUGUAUGAUGUAGUCACAAAGAAACAUUUUUCCGACUUUAAUGACAAGGAUCCUUUUUGGUGGAAUGAGGCAAUACCUAUUUGGGUGACCAAUCAGCUUCAGGAAAACAGAUCAAGUGCUGCUGCUAUGUGGCCUGGUACUGAUGUACCCAUUCAUAACACCAUACCUUCCUAUUUUAUGAAUUAUAGCUCUUCAGUGUCAUUUGAGGAGAGACUAAAUAAUAUUACCAUGUGGCUUAACAGUUCGAACCCACCAGUCACCUUUGCAACACUCUAUUGGGAAGAACCAGAUGCAAGUGGCCACAAAUAUGGACCUGAAGAUAAAGAGAACAUGGGGAGAGUGUUGAAAAAAAUAGAUGACCUUAUUGGUGACCUAGUGCAAAAACUCAAGAUGUUAGGAUUGUGGGAAAAUCUUAAUGUGAUCAUAACAAGUGAUCAUGGGAUGACCCAGUGUUCUCAGAACAGACUGAUAAACUUGGAUGUCUGCCUCAAUCAUUCAGACUACACUCUUAUAGAUUUGUCCCCAGUUGCUGCAAUACUUCCCAAAAUAAAUAGAACAGAGGUUUAUAACAAGCUGAAAAACUGUAGCUCUCACAUGAAUGUUUAUCUCAAAGAGGACAUUCCUAACAGAUUUUAUUACCAACAUAAUGAUCGAAUUCAACCUAUUAUUUUGGUUGCUGAUGAAGGCUGGGCAAUUGUGCUAAAUACAUCAUCACCAAAAUUAGGUGACCAUGGUUAUGAUAAUUCUUUGCCUAGUAUGCAUCCAUUUCUAGCUGCCCACGGUCCUGCAUUUCGCAAAGGCUACAAGCACAGCACAAUUAACAUUGUGGAUAUUUAUCCAAUGAUGUGCCACAUCCUGGGAUUAAAACCACUCCCCAAUAAUGGGACCUUUGGUCAUACUAAGUGCUUGUUAGUUGACCAGUGGUGCAUUAAUCUCCCAGAAGCCAUCGGAAUUGUUAUCGGUGCACUCUUGGUGUUAACCACUCUAACAUGCCUCAUAAUAACCAUGCAGCAUAGACUAUCUGUAUCCCGUCCAUUUUCCCGGCUUCAGCUACAAGAAGAUGAUGAUCCUUUAAUUGGAUAAUGUACUGGUUAAUGUACAAGAUUUCUUUGAUUAAUCACAAAACUAAGGAUACGUCCAAAUAAUAGUGUUAUAAUUAUGAAAAAAUACACUUGGAAAGACAACUCAGACCAAGCAUGCUAAAAUUAUUUUAUUUUUCCUUGUGUUUUGUUUCAGUGCAUUAGCUAAUACAGAUAACGUUGACUAUAAUAAAAUUGCUAGUAAAUCGUUUGUUAACACCAUCUAUUUCUCUAACUAGAAAUAGCUUUUGAGAAAAAUAUUCUCUCUGCCUUUUUUUUUUUUUUUUUGCAAUGAAGAUAUGAUACGUUUUUUAAAUGAAAAUGUACCAAAAUUUAGUAGGCAUGCUUUUCUAAUAAAUUUUUAUAUAUUUGUAAAUGAAACAACAGAAAUCUUUAUGCAAUUCAUGAAUUUUGUGUGUCAGGGAGGAAAUGUUUCCUAUAUUUUUAUAUUUAUUUUUAAUUAGCCUGCAUCCUUGAGGUUGGAAAUUUUCUGUGAUGGUUAAUAAAAUUGGUUAGAUCUUAGAAACGAUCUAGCAUAUGAAGAAAUUAUUUUAAGAGAAGCUGUUAAAAUACAAACUAAGAUCAUGUUAUAGAAAGCCUGAGUUGUCACCAUGUGUCUUUGUUAAGACUCUUAAGCUGCUGGUCUCAGACUUUCUUUUGAGGAUUAUUGCUGGUAAGAAAUUCAGAAGAAAAUAGAGAAAAUAGCUUUUCUCUAUUUUUGCUUAAUGCCUUUGUGUAAGUUAUUUAGUUGUGUGUUUGUGCGUAUACAAUGGUGUUUGCGUGUGUGAGAGUACAGAUGCUGUGUGACCUCUUAUAGAAGGACGUGAGAAGUGGUCUGUAGUCAGGCUUCCACAUUUCUGUGGAACAUGGUUCUCAGGAAAGGUUAUUUUUGCACUUCAUGUUUGUUACUUUCUCCUAACUCACAAGUUAGAAUCAUAAUUUUAAAAAGUUCAUUAAUUUUUGUUACCAUUUUUAACUUUCUCAAAUUGUUUAUUGUAUGUUAUCUGAGUUAUCCAAGUGCUGUAGAAAAAUUUAUGACCUGAAUACAAAUCUGAUUUUGAUUAGGUCAGAAUGAGGAAGAGAGAUUUUUACCUUUGGGACUUUAUGCAUUACUUUUUAGGUAAAUAAGGAGUUAAGAAAUUUAAAAUGGAAUUUAUCAUCUCAUCUCCUAUACAUUCAUUUGUUAAGUGCCAGAAUAGCUUUAGUGCUGCCUCUGCUGUUUUUAUUCAGUAUUUGGAUCAGAGAAAUAAUCACUGCGCUCAUAUCAUUUAACGUGCUUGUUUAGAGCCAAGGAUUUAUUUGCUAGGUGGUGCCUUCUGCUAAGCAAAAUGUAUAUAGAGACACCGAAUUGUGGCAGACUAGAUUAUAUCUAUUAGGGGAAAAAUUGGGUUCAAGAACUAUUCCUGAGGACCUAAGGCAAGCAAUUAAUAUUAAUAGCAUGGUCUUUAAAGUUUUUGAUAAUAUGAAACAAACUUGGUAGCCAUUUUGCAGAUACAAAACUAAUUUACAAUAAAUAUACAUCCCGAUUCACUCUUGAUUAUCUGUGAUGGUAAAGAACAACAGUAAUGCCAAUCAUUAAACAUAGGAUUAUGAUGCAUCCUGUUGGGUCACUGAUAAUUUUUUGAGCCUGGAUUUUGGUGCCUAUUAUAUUUGGGAUUCUUGAGAGGCAUUUCCACACUGUGCACAAAUAAUCCAUACUAUUGGUCAUAAGUUGACUGUAUCAAAAACCGUAUAAUAAAUAAAUGAAAUAAAACCAAUGGGACUAAUUUUGCUUUUUGACAGAUUUUAUUUCUGAUUUUUUUCCUCACAUAAAACAUUUAUCCUAAAGGUUAAUAGUUGAUCUGAACAAAAUAAUAGAAAAGUUCCUUUCUACUUAAAUUUCCUUUAAAAAAAUAAAGACUAAAACUGACAUUUAACAUCCCCCCCCACCUUUUUUAAAGUAGUGGACAUUUUUGAAGUGCCUAAAAUAGUAGCAGGAUAUUUUAUACUAGUUGAGUAGAGCUUGGCUCUUGCAAUGGUGCAAGUUUUAGUUAUUACGUUAGCUUGAAUGGUGAUUAUGAGUUUCAGAAAUCUGUACAUGGCAUCCAAUCCGUAUAAAUGACUUUUAUAUAGGAUGGAAUAGGGAAGGAUGUCCUGUCAGUGUCUUACCCCUUUCAACGGGACAUUUACCUGUUUCUCUUAUCCUUCAUUCCAUUCUUGAAAUAUUAACUUUAAUUUAAAAUCUGGUUAUUUUUUAAGUAUCUGUGGAUGGGACAAUAAUAAUAAUAUUUGUUUAAUCAAAGAAAGUUUAUAUAUUAUUAUAUUGAACUUUGUGUUGAUUCAUUUAUAUCUUAAAAAAAUUAUCACUGUUAAAGCCAAUAACUCCUGUAGUACACUGAGAAGAUCUUUUAGUAAAACUAGACUUUUACAUUAAGGUUUUAGUGUACAUUUUGUUAAAUAAUUAAUAUGCUGCUAUGUUUUCUGUGUGGUGGAAAGUAUUUGGCUCCAGGAAACAUUUAAUUGUUUAUGACAACAAAACACAAAGGUAUUAGGAAAACUUUUAAUUACAUGUUUUUUUAUUAACUCAGUGAGUAAAUUCCAAAUAAGUACAUUUACAUAUAACAUAGGGACAGUUCUGCUGCUGUUAUUAAUGUACAAGUUCUUCUGGUAAACAGCAAUAGAAUAAAAAAUAUUUGAAUGCUUUGUGCUUUGUACUAUUAUUCUGUUGGCUUGGUAUAAGAAAUUACAGAUACAUUUUUGGAACAUUAAAGGAUUAAAAUGCCUUUGCAUUAUUUUUGGGUAUUUCUCUUUCUUGCACAUAUCUGAUAACUUUAAGGGUGAUUGCAUUUAAUUACUUUUAUCUGGAGGGUUUUACUUCAUUGUUAACACAUAAAGUUAUAAAUGAUGGACAAAGGUAAAAUGGAAAGUGUGUAUUUAUUGUCAGUUCUUAAAAAGUGUGUAAAAAAAAU
This is a messenger RNA of Cynocephalus volans (Philippine flying lemur), 4558 nucleotides long. It is a transcript of the gene ENPP4, whose product is annotated as ectonucleotide pyrophosphatase/phosphodiesterase 4. The coding region runs from base 256 to 1614 and encodes 452 amino acids. The record is from RefSeq and is a predicted model, not a curated record. Lineage: Eukaryota; Metazoa; Chordata; Mammalia; Dermoptera; Cynocephalidae. The transcript has 4 exons.